Messenger RNA from Mucor velutinosus, 1542 nucleotides. RefSeq lists its product as uncharacterized. The record is from RefSeq and is a predicted model, not a curated record. The coding region runs from base 1 to 1542 and encodes 513 amino acids. The transcript has a single exon. NCBI's taxonomy places the organism in Eukaryota, Fungi, Mucoromycota, Mucoromycetes, Mucorales, Mucoraceae.
AUGAAGCUUACAUCUGUCACUAAACUAGCAAUUUGUGUGCUACUUGUUCUGCAAUUGUGUAUAUAUGUAGCACAUGCCCAAUCCAAUGUCACAGACUCCACUUCUUCAAAAUCUGCUGAUGACACCAAGAAUAACGCUGUUUCUGCUCAACAAGUGGAUCCAACCUCUUCUUCUGCUGCUGUCCCAGAUGAUGUAAGUACUAGCACAACAGCAAACGACAGAACCUCAACAACUGACCAAUCUAUUAUAUCCACUUCAUCUGACAUCUCACCUACUACAACAACCUCAUCAUCAUCAACUACUUCAUCAUCUGGAAUCAUUCCUACAUCAUCUGCACCUACUGAAUCAUCAUCAUCUUCAUCACGACAACAACAGACUACAUCUGGCAGAACUACUGCCGCCCCUCUUUCGUCUACUACUGAAGCCCCUGUUUCAAGCACCACAACUGAGGCUCCUCCUUCUUCUACUACCGAGCCUCCCGCUACAUCAGCUAACCCUACUACUGAACAACCUUCCUCUACUGAACAACCUUCCUCCACUGAACAACCUUCCUCUACUGAACAACCAACACAACCUACCACUACUGAAGCGCCUGUUACCAGCAAUCCCGUUCCUAGCUCGAACUCUGAAGCACCUCCCACCUCAUCAUCUGUUCCCAAAAGCUCAUCUACUGUUCCUCCCGCUUCCUCAACCAGCAGCACCAAUGGAUCUCACCAUACUUCCAGAACCCCCUCUGCCAGUGCCAAUCCUUCUUCAACCGCCUCAUCUUCAUCCGCCCCUGUUGCUUCUUCCUCUGAAGCGCCUGCAAGCACAGCGGAUGGAGGCAGUAACAAGACUGCUGUCAUUGCUGGCUCUGUUGUUGGUGGCGUGGUCGGUCUUGCUUUGAUUGGAGGUUUGCUUGCUUGGAUGAACCGUCGUGGAGGUUGCACUAGCCGCACAAAGAACAAGAAUGGUUUGAGUCAAGAUGAUUACACAAUCGACAUGCAUCAGAACGAUUUCGGUCAUGGCUCCAGCGCUGCCGCCGCCGCUGCUGCUGCCACUGGUGGAGCAAUGGGUGCUACUGCAACUCACACUUCUACCGAACCCUUGUCGCCAUUCGAUAACACUCGUCGCUAUGCUCCCGCUGCUGCUACUGCUGGAGGCAUUUAUGGGGCCAACAACACUGAGCCUUAUGGCGACUAUCACGAAGCCUACAGCCAAGCUGGAUAUAGUCAAGGCGGUUACAGCCAAGAGGGAUAUAGUCAAGAUGGAUAUAAUGGGUAUGGUCAACAACCUGAAUACGGUUACUAUGAUGGGGGCAACUAUGCUGCUGCAGGCGCAAUUCCUGGAGCUGCUGGAGCUGCUGGAGCUGCUGGUUAUGAUAGCAAUCGUCAUGAAAUCAACAACAACAUGUAUGCUAAUAACAAUUACGAUCCCUCGUAUCAAACAAAGCAUUACUCAGAUCUUACUUCUCCUACAAGUGCUGGUAAUUUGUCUGAGGGAUACUCUUCUGUUGAUAAGCCUAAUGUCAAGGAUUACAAUAGCAAACCUAAUGAAAUGUAA